Molecule: messenger RNA, 3214 nt
Organism: Racocetra persica
Lineage: Eukaryota; Fungi; Glomeromycota; Glomeromycetes; Diversisporales; Gigasporaceae
Source: the annotation of a GenBank genome assembly
AUGUCAACUACUCACGAUUCCCCACCACCCAUUCCGCCAAAGCCUAAUACACCAGACAGGAGUUCGCAAGUUAGUAACGUCACAAAUAUUGAUCAGCUGCUAAAUUUGAUUGAUAAUGAAAUCGGCCACUCUCGUUCAGACGACGAAACCUGGAAUCAGGCGUCAAUAAGACAACCGGCACAUGUAGAUCCAAAACAUCAAGCUAUGCCGUUGAAUAUAAAUACAAACACACACUUUUCUGAAGCUACAAAUACUGCAAACCCGAUAGGGCCACAUCAAAUGCUAUCUCAACAUGCAACGACGGCAUAUAACCCAAACAGUAAUUCUUCAAAUGCACAACACGCUUAUACUCCACAGCCAAAUUACAGUUCUGCGCAACCAUAUUAUAAUAAUAAUUACAGUGGGAGACAGUAUCAAUAUCAAGGAGCGUAUACUGGGCCUUAUUACUCGUCAUAUCCUCGUGACCUAACGUCUCAAGGAUGGCCUGCCCAGACGUCGGCUUAUCCACCAAAUUCUAAUACAAGACCCCUGCCCAACCCGCCUUCAAAUACAAUCUAUCCUUCGCAUAAUCAAUCUGUUCAAUAUUCUCACAACAUGUAUCCGUAUGGUGUCCCUUAUGUACCUCCGACAAAUGUACCAUCAGCAAUGCCUGUAUAUCCUGCAAUGCCCGAUUAUCUUAAAUACAUAGAUAAUUCUACGGGAUCACAUGUUCAACAUGUUGACCAAAACAUUCAACCACCACGGAGUCCUCAACCACAUUCACAGCCCGUAUACUCGCAAGAAUUGCCUUAUGAUGCAUACCCAACCGAUUAUACACAUAAUUACCCGUCUUCUGCUGGUCCUUCAACUAAUACGUGGCCGUUAACGACUCCGCAAACGACAUCAAUAAAACAAACAAGUUCAAUACCAGAAGCCAAAGGACCACAUCCAGCUGCUCCUCGACCGAUGAAUCCUGCAUUGCUAUCGUGUAUAGCACUAGCCUUUCGAACUAAUAUUAAGUUGGGGACUCAUACGAAAGGCGCACUGGAAUAUCCAGAAAGCUUUACAGGAAAAGAUGCAGUGUGCACAAUAUUCUCUCUUGUUGAACGUGAAGUACCCAGUGUUUCUCGUCAUGUCGCAUUGUCAAUGGCGCGUUCGUUAGAAGCCCAACUUUAUUUCCAUUCAGUCUACUGGGGCAUAGUUACCGUAAUCAAAGACACAGAAGAUGAAGUUUAUACAUUCCUAAACUCAGAUCCUGAAACUCCUACAGCCAUUGAAUUGGAUGAAGAUUUUCCAACUGGGGUUUUCCCUAUUAUUGCAAAAUGCUAUAGUCCUCGGUGUGGUAUUGAUGGCAAGGGUUGUUAUUCCAGGACUUGUCCUAAUUAUGUUCCAGGCGUGGAUGAAAAACCACCAGAUCCUGCUAUGAGGAGACCAGAAAGCUUAACACCUGCUGAUGUCGUGGAAACUCCGGCUCAGGACCGUACAUGGGUUGGAUCCGUGUCGAAGGAAAUUUUGGAAUCACUUAGUAAAGAUGAAAUAAAACGCCAAGAAAUUAUUUUUGAAACAAUAUAUACUGAAGAAGAUUAUGUGAAAGAUUUGGAUCUCAUCGAAGAGCUUUUCAUAAAAGGACUUCGUACAGCUUCACCACCAGUUAUUCCUCCAAAUCAACUUGAAAGCUUCAUCCAAGAAAUCUUCUUUAACGUCUUAAAGAUCCGUGACCACAAUCGAAAAAUGCUUGAACGGCUACAAAAACGACAAAAGGAGAAUCUAGUGGUGGCAGUCAUUGGAGACAUAUUUUUUGACUGUGCACUAGAAUUUGGUAAUGAUUAUAUAGAUUACAACGGGCAUUUUCCUAUCGCUGACAAUAUUAUUAGGUCUACAAAGCUAAAGAAUCCAGAAUUUAAGAGAUUCUUGGAGCAAUGUUCACGAUCUAAAGAAGCUCGUAGACUUGAUUUCCGCCAUUUUGUACAACGUCCUACUACACGUCUGCAACGAUAUACAUUAUUACUCGAGCAGAUCAAGAAAUACACACCAGAUGAAAAUCAAGACAAAGGUUACCUUGACAGUGCUCUGCAAACGAUUCGUGAACACUGCGUUGUAAGCGAUAAUAGAGUUCACGAGGCCGAAAAUCGACUGAAAAUAUUGGAAAUUGAACGUAAAUUAGUCAAAAAAGACGGAGGUCCUUGCAAUGAGCUCAAUGAGCUCAAUCUCUCCGACCCAAAUCGACAACUGUUAUUCAAGGGUGAAUUACAAAAGAGAUCCAGUCUUGAUAAACAUGAUCUAUUGGUGUUUCUCUUUGAUAAUUAUUUGGUUAUGACAAAAGAAAGAAAAGGGCCUGAUGGUGAAAUAAAAUACCAACUAUCAAAGAAGCCUAUUCCAUUAGGUUUACUUAUUGUAGAUACACCUAGUGAAACUCUGCAGCCAAAGGCUACAACGUUUCAUAUCAAUAUUAAACCACUUGAUCAAGUUAGGAAAAGAACUAACAGUACAAUGCAAUCUCCUAUUUCACCGCAAACUGUUACCGAUCUUGAAGGACAAAGCAAUACUUAUGGUCGAUUUCCGUUUACUGUCCUCCACAUUGGGCGACAUGGAGGUCAAUAUCAAUUGUUUGCAGAUUCAGAUACUACACGAAAAAUGUGGAAAGAUAGAAUACAAGAUGCACAAACAAAACUUCUAUCGAACGAAGCUGUUAAUAAGCAGAUUUUUGAAGUGUUUACAUUAAAUGAUUCCACCUUCGUAACUGGUCUUGGUGGAUCUUCAACUUCGGGGUCAUCAACAUCCAUAUCAAGAAGCAAAGUGACAUUUACAUCCGAGAAACGUAACAUGGUUGCUAUUGGGGCUGAAGAUGGUGUCUGGAUGGGAUUUGGAGGAGAAGUGAGGACUUUCAAGCAAGUUUUAACUGUCAGCAAUGUGACUCAGAUGGCAGUUCUUGAAGAUUUUGGAAUAUUUGUUGUAUUAUGUGAUAGAACACUCUGGGCAUUUUCUUUGGAUGCUAUAAUACCAUCAUCAUCAAGCGGAAGCUCUCACAACCAACCAUAUCGCCAACGCCUAAGUGCUAAUAACAAUGUCCAAUAUUUUAAUGUUGGCGUUAUAAAGGAGAGGAAUUCUACGAAGGAAAAAACUUUAGUAGUAUACAUGAAAAAAAGAGGUUUAGAAAGUCACUUCAAAGCUUUGGAGCCCAUAUGUGCAGUCGGCUCAAGUAGUGAUAAAUCAAAAGCCUCAUCUUCACGUCGUG